AUGGAGAUGCUGAUACAGUCCGACUUUUGUGACGGAUCGAUUGUUACCAAUCAAUUCGGUACGAUUGACAAGAAAGCACACUCGCAGCCUCCGUUCCUUGAGCUGAAAAAGGCAAGCGCUUUUCGCACCAACCAUACAGGCGCGAAGUUUACCAUUCUGCAGGAGCCAACCGUGGAUGAUUGUGAGGGCAAGAAUAGCAUCACAUAG
This is a messenger RNA of Parastagonospora nodorum SN15, 207 nucleotides long. RefSeq lists its product as hypothetical. The record is from RefSeq and is a predicted model, not a curated record. Lineage: Eukaryota; Fungi; Ascomycota; Dothideomycetes; Pleosporales; Phaeosphaeriaceae. The coding region runs from base 1 to 207 and encodes 68 amino acids. The transcript has 2 exons.